GUCGUUGGGACUCGAUCAUCAAACCAAACUCUCACUCAAGCUAAUCACCUUUUUCUUUGAACGUUCUGAGUGUUUGGAGAUAAGAACAAACACUCUAGGACUGACAACAGUGAAAAUCUGCUCUACAAGAAUUAAAAUCUCAGAGUAGCCGGUAGGAGACUUGUGUUGUUUCUGAAUCAAGAUUCUGAAUUCUCAAAGGUUGUUUCUCUACGAUGGGUUCUUUAACGGCAGGAUGGGGUUCACUUGUUCCAGAUGGUAAAGCUGCAAAAUUCCUGAGGAACAAGUCCUUCACCAAAGGAGAAAUUGACGCUUACUGGAGAUCAAAGAAGAGAAUAGAGGAAGAACAUCUCAAAUCCAUUUCGGGUUUGCAUGAUCACAGUCAGGAGAGCGCAAAUACAGGAGGUGGGCUUCAGAGGUCGAACUCCGAAGCAGAUGUAGAGGCGCUCAAGAAGAAAAUGGACUGGUGGACUCGGUGCGGCUCAGCUUUUCUGAAUCAACCUCCUGUGAUUGCUCCAACAAAUAUGCGUCACGCUUUCGCAUGACAGCAGGCAGCUGGCUUUGGCUCCUCGAAGCCAGAUGUUCGCUAAGAAUAAGUGUGUACAAAAAUAAUACUAUACUACGUACAAAACUGGUUAAUGCCAUGUGUGGAACUGAGAGACUCGAGCUUCAAGUAUUGGUAAUGCAGGAAGACUGAAAGAGUGGAUGGAUUAGAAGAACUGGUUAGGAUUCGUUUCUAUGUACGAAGAAUGUAAUGUUGUCGAGCUUUGCGUAUGAUGCAAAUUAUUAAUGAAUGGGACUGUAUUUCGUGUAGUUCAGAAACUCCUUUCAGGUUUCAACUCCAGAUGGACUCAGUUGUGCUAGUGAUUGUUGUAGUUUUUUUCUGUUUCAGUAAUGAAUUUCCUAUUUACGAAAA
Messenger RNA from Nelumbo nucifera (sacred lotus), 913 nucleotides. RefSeq lists its product as uncharacterized. NCBI's taxonomy places the organism in Eukaryota, Viridiplantae, Streptophyta, Magnoliopsida, Proteales, Nelumbonaceae. The record is from RefSeq and is a predicted model, not a curated record.